GAGGAAGAGUCAGAGGAGGAUGAGAGAUAGCAGCGCUGCAGAGAGCGAGCUCUGCGACGAGUGUUUACUCCACUUUCCCUGAGAGCCGGUUAUGUUCCCUCUGCGUGACUCAUGGAAGUGAUUUAGAGAUCUUGAGGCUCAUGUGGAAGUCCGUGGAGAAGAUGAGGUGCUUCAGGAAACGCUCCAUGUUCCCCUUCCUCGGCUUCCUCAUCACCUUCCUCCUCUUCUUCAACCUCUACAUGGACGAUGGAUACGUGCUGGAGGCAGAGAAGAGACAGCUGGGAGAGACGCUGAUGCAUCCUGGGAACUCAGAGAGAUACGUGCACACCUUCAGGGAUCUGUCCAACUUCUCCGGGACCAUCAACGUGACGUAUCGCUACCUCGCAGGAAUCCCUCUGCCUCGCAAAAAGUAUCUCACCAUCGGUUUGUCGUCUGUAAAGAGGAAAAAGGGGAACUACCUCCUGGAGACGAUCAAAUCCAUCUUCGAUCAGUCCAGCUACGAGGAGCUGAAAGAGAUCGUGGUGGUGGUCCACCUGGCAGACUUUGACCUGGCCUGGUGUGAGAACCUGGUGCAGGAGAUCACCAGGAAGUUUGCUCACCACAUCAUAGCGGGACGCCUGCUGGUGAUCCAGGCCCCGGAGGAGUACUACCCCUCUCUGGACGGGCUGAAGAGGAACUACAACGACCCGGAGGACCGCGUCCGGUUCCGCUCCAAGCAGAACGUGGACUACGCUUUCCUCCUCAACUUCUGCACCAACCUGUCUCACUUCUACAUGAUGCUGGAGGACGACGUGCGCUGCUCCAGGAACUUCCUGACGGGGCUGAAGAAGGUGAUCACCUCCAGAGAAGGGUCCUACUGGGUGAUGCUGGAGUUCUCUAAGCUGGGCUACAUCGGGAAGCUGUACCACUCCAGAGACCUGCCCCGCCUGGCUCACUUCCUGCUCAUGUUCUACCAGGAGAUGCCCUGCGACUGGCUGCUCAUCCACUUCAGGGGUCUGCUGGCCCAGAAGGACGUGAUCCGCUUCAAGCCCUCGCUGUUCCAGCACAUGGGCUACUACUCUUCCUACAAAGGAGCGGAGAACAAGCUGAAGGACGACGACUUCGAGGAAGACUCCAUAGACAUUCCUGACAACCCUCCUGCCAGCCUUUACACAAACAUCAACGUCUUUGAGAACUACGACGCCACCAAGGCUUACAGCACUGUGGACGAGUACUUCUGGGGGAAGCCACCGUGCACAGGGGAUUUCUUUCUUAUAAUCUUUAACAAAUCGACUAAAAUCAGCAGGAUUAAGAUAGUGACGGGCACCGAGGACAGACAGCAGGACGUCCUUCACCACGGAGCGCUGGAGGUGGGACAGAAGUCUGUGGACACUAAGCAGGGCCGGCAGUGCACGUCCUACAUCACGUUGGGUGAGUUUAAAGGCGGCAGCAUCGAGGUCACCAACGUGGAUCAUAAGAUCGGCUUCGACAUUGAGUGUGUGCGGCUCGUUGUCACCGCCAGUCAGAAAGAGUGGCUCAUCAUCAGGACUAUCAGCUUAUGGACCACACAGCCUGUGAGCCAGUUCAUCAACUAACAGAGGGAUGUUAUAAUCUGUAAUGUACAGGAUCGAUUUGGGAGUUCAUUUUGGACUACUUCUUGGAAAUUACGUUUAUGGGAUUCAAAGCAAUCCAUAUUUUCUUGGGUUGUUCAGAGAUCUGCUGUAUAGCUGCGUUUCCACCACCUGGUACGACUCGCCUUACCUCAGUUAAGUCCUGUGACCCGCCAAUGACAGUUCUCUCUGAUAUAAACAGACAAUAAACCACUCUAAUAGUGUCAGAAUCGGCCAAGUCAUUGUGGAACUUUAGUCCAUAUCGGCUAUAAAGCUAAUUGACAUGCUGAUUGUAAAAAUUGCCCAACUGGCGCAUACUGUACUACACAUUUCUAACAUGAAACUUUGGGGUAUUGAACAUUUCCGGGUUCCCAACAGGACUCUAUGAGCCGCCAAAUAGACUUUAAUGGAAACCCAAACAGAGUAAGACGAUGGAGCGUCCAUGUGGUGGAAACGCAGCAAAUUAUGUUUUCUAGGGCUGUACCGAAUGUGAUGUUUUUAAUGCAAAGCUUUUAUUGGAGGUGUUUGAAAGAAGCUCCAAAUGUCUGUUGUCAAUACUGUGUAGCAACAUCCUGAAAAUAUUAUGGAAAACAGAAUUAUUUGAUUUUGUUAUGCUGUAUAAAUGUAAAUGAUGUUGCAGUGAGAUCGCUGCACCUUUAAAACAGGAAGGUGUUUCCUUUUGUGUGCUGAGAGUUUUUUGAAGAGGGAGAGUGUGAAUUAUGUUUUUAAAGGCUUUACACCAAUUAAUAUGAUUGAAGAAGAUUUACUUUAAUCAGAUAAACACAUGUUGUUAAUUUGGGAAAUUAUCUAUCUUUUUGCAAUAACUCAAAACAUUGUGGAGUUAUUUUAAAUGUUUAGAUCACUGCAGUCAGAAAGAAACACAUCUACCACUGAAAUGUGUGUAUGAAUGAUAUAAUACUAAUAUUAAUAGUAUAGCCGUAUCUUUAUCUGCAACUGUGCAGAAAUACCUGGUUAGGACAGAAUGAAUUGUCAUUUGCUUCUUCAAAUUAUUUGGUACAGCCCUAUAGAGAGGCGAAGUCCCGCCCAUCUACUUCCGACCCAUGGGACC
Molecule: messenger RNA, 2658 nt
Organism: Trematomus bernacchii (emerald rockcod)
Lineage: Eukaryota; Metazoa; Chordata; Actinopteri; Perciformes; Nototheniidae
Product: alpha-1,3-mannosyl-glycoprotein 4-beta-N-acetylglucosaminyltransferase C-like
Exons: 4
Coding region: 141-1574 (477 amino acids)
Biological process (GO): protein N-linked glycosylation
Molecular function (GO): acetylglucosaminyltransferase activity
Source: RefSeq, a predicted model, not a curated record